AUGAUAGAUAGAUUUAUAUUAUUAGAAGAACCACUUAAAGCCACAAUAGCUAUAAUUAAUAAAAACUUACCACAUAUUUCAAAUUCAGAAUGGGAAAUCUUACCUGAACUGGCAGUCAUCUUGAAACCAAUAGAAUCAGCAACUAGAAUCGUCAGUGGAGAACAAUAUCCUACAGCAUCUGUUAUGAUACCAUUAAUUUCUGGUUUAAAAAAUAUCUGUGAAAAAUUAAAGCAAAAGGACUUUUCCUUAAGUACGCAACAAAUAAUAUCCCACAUUGAAGAAGGAAUAUUAAAUAGAUUUGAAAAUAUAGAAAAUAAUAAUGUAGGGACUAUUAGUUCCCGGCUAGGGAGUUCUAGUCCCAGCCUAGCAAGCGCUAGUUCCCAGUCUAGGGACAUUUACCUAGAGUACGGCACGUACUUGGAGUGCUCGCAGAGAGCGCCCUAG
Molecule: messenger RNA, 444 nt
Organism: Dufourea novaeangliae
Lineage: Eukaryota; Metazoa; Arthropoda; Insecta; Hymenoptera; Halictidae
Exons: 2
Coding region: 1-444 (147 amino acids)
Source: RefSeq, a predicted model, not a curated record